CAACAGCCCAGUUGCAGUUACGAACUGUGAAAACCUCCGCCUUGGCCUGCUCGUGGGUGGUGGUCGUGGUGGACCUCCUGGUGGUGGUGGUCGAUUGUCAUUCGUCAAAAUCUCUCUCUCUCUCUCUGGUCCUCUUGCUUUCUCUCUCUAGACGAAUCUGUAGAUAUACACACAGACGCAAUCAUGCAUUCGAUUCCAUACUUCGUCUGUUAAAAGCACUGCUAAUGUCAUCAUUGUUCAUGAUUUCAAGUUAGGAUUUUUUUUUUUUUCAAAAAUCGUCCAUCGACCUUUGGCUUUCCACUUGCUCGAACAAGUCUUCUCUUCUCAGCUGCUCGAUUGAAUCGAGAGAGAGAGAGAGAGAGAGAGGUUUCUUGGUUCACUAUCCGGCGUGAUGGAUUCCCCGAAGACGCCGGAGAACGGGGUGCGAGUGGCGGCGAGGUCGUCGGUGAUCGAAUCGUUCCGGGGCUGCGGGCUGACGGGGAUGCGAAUCGAUAAGGAGGAGCUAAGGCGGAGGCUGAUCAUGCCCAAGUACCUCCGCAUCGCUAUUCGGAACUCGAUCCGGUAUAAGGACCCGAACAGCGUUGAUGAGAAUCAGCCCGCGGACGAGAAUCCCGAGCAUCCCGAGGCCCCCAUGGUUGUUUUCAUCAACUCCCGCAGCGGCGGGAGGCACGGGCCUGAGCUCAAGCUCCGGCUUCACCAGCUGAUUGCUGAGGAACAGGUUUUUGAUCUACAAGACGUUAAGCCUCAGGAGUUUGUUUUAUAUGGGUUGGGUUGCCUCGAAAAGUUGGCUAGUCUAGGUGAUCAAUGUGCCAAGGAGAUCCGGGAGAAAAUAAGAGUUGUGGUUGCAGGUGGAGAUGGUACCGUUGGUUGGGUAUUAGGAUCUCUUGGAGAACUUCACAGACUGCACCGAGAACCAGUCCCUCCUGUGGGAGUCAUUCCUCUUGGUACAGGGAAUGACCUGGCUAGGAGUUUUGGCUGGGGUGGUUCUUUCCCCUUUGCUUGGAAAUCUGCUGUCAAAAGGACUCUUGACAGAGCAAGUACCGGUCAAGUGUGUCGUCUAGACAGUUGGGAUGCUAUGAUAUCCACGCCGAUGGGUGAAGAAAUUAAGUUACCUCAUUCUCUAAAGCCCAUUGAAGAUUGUGCUCUUCAUGAGGAUUUGGAAUUUGAAGGGCAAUUGCCCGAGAAAUCCAGUUGCUUUGGAGGAGUGUUUUACAAUUACUUCAGUAUAGGAAUGGAUGCACAGGUCGCUUAUGGCUUUCACCAUUUACGCGAUGAAAAGCCUUAUCUUGCUCAUGGUCCAAUUGCAAAUAAGCUGAUCUACUCCGGAUAUACAUGCAGCCAAGGGUGGUUUUUUACACCUUGCACGAGUGAUCCGAGUCUUAGGGGACUAAAGAACAUUCUAAGGAUGCACAUUAAGAAGGUCAACUGCACAGAAUGGGAGAAGGUUCCUGUGCCUUCCAGUGUCAGGGCCAUAGUGGCGCUGAAUCUUCAUAGCUACGCCAGUGGAAGGCAUCCAUGGGGUAAUUUGAAGCCAGAAUAUCUAGAGAAGAGAGGAUUUGUUGAGGCCCAUGUGGACGACGGUCUGCUUGAAAUAUUUGGCUUGAAGCAAGGAUGGCAUGCCUCAUUCGUCAUGGUUGAGUUGAUAUCCGCUAAGCACAUUGCCCAGGCUGCUGCUAUUCGGCUGGAAAUCAGGGGCGGGGAGUGGACCAACGCGUACAUGCAGAUGGAUGGAGAGCCCUGGAAACAGCCGCUGAGCAAGGAUUAUUCAACUUUCGUGGAAAUCAAGAGGGUGCCCUUCCACUCGCUAAUGAUCCAGGGAGAGUGAAACACAUAGGAUAUUGCGGAUUUGGAUCCGCGGAAUUGGUGGCCAGAUUUUAUUUAUUUAUAAUGGAUCAUGUACCAUAGCGAUAGCUUAGGUUUAGAACUUUAAUGUGAUUGCUGUAACUGUAUAUUCGGCGAUUUGUUGUACUAAUGUAAACCUUAGUUUAUUAUAAGUUUAGCAGCUCUUUUGUAGCAAAAAUCGAUUCACUGGUUGUAGCAGCU
Rhodamnia argentea is the source of this 2043-nucleotide messenger RNA. Its product is annotated as diacylglycerol kinase 7-like. The transcript has 12 exons. The record is from RefSeq and is a predicted model, not a curated record. NCBI's taxonomy places the organism in Eukaryota, Viridiplantae, Streptophyta, Magnoliopsida, Myrtales, Myrtaceae. Bases 392 to 1825 code for a protein of 477 amino acids. Gene Ontology annotation, molecular function: ATP-dependent diacylglycerol kinase activity.